AUGGGACGUCUUUUGAUUGCAGCCAUCGUUUGCGUUAUGAUAAGCCAGGCGAUUUGUUCAGGGGUAUUUGAGCUGAAGUUGCAAGAGUUUCUCAACAAGAAAGGGGUGACAGGCAACAUGAAUUGCUGCAAAGGAGGGUCAGCAGCAGGAUUUCAGCAAUGCGAGUGCAAAACAUAUUUUAGAAUUUGCCUGAAGCAUUAUCAGGCAAACGUAUCUCCAGAGCCUCCGUGCACCUACGGUGGGACUGUGACUCCUGUGCUUGGAUCAAAUUCCUUCCAAGUUCCCGAAACAAACUCGGACAGCACAUUCACAAAUCCAAUUCAAUUCUCCUUCGGAUUCACGUGGCCGGGGACAUUCUCACUCAUUAUUGAGGCCUUGCACACAGAUUCCACUGAAGAUUUGUCAACAGAAAAUCCAGAACGUCUGAUUAGUCGAAUGACCACCCAGAGACACCUUACAGUGGGAGAGGAAUGGUCCCAAGACAUUCAAGUUGGUGGGAGAACAGAGUUGAAAUACUCGUACAGAUUUGUUUGUGACGAGCAUUAUUACGGCGAGGGCUGCUCUGUUUUUUGCCGCCCACGAGAUGAUGCUUUCGGCCACUUCACCUGUGGGGAACGUGGGGAGAUCGUUUGCAAUUCCGGAUGGAAGGGGCAGUACUGCACAGAAGCAAUCUGUCUUCCUGGAUGUGAUGAGGAACAUGGAUAUUGUGACAAGCCCGGUGAAUGCAAAUGCAGGGUGGGCUUCAGCGGACGGUACUGUGAUGACUGCAUUCGCUAUCCUGGUUGCUUGCAUGGAACUUGCCAGCAGCCAUGGCAGUGUAACUGUCAGGAGGGCUGGGGCGGACUCUUCUGCAACCAAGAUCUGAAUUACUGUACACAUCAUAAACCCUGUAAGAAUGGAGCCACAUGUACCAACACUGGCCAGGGAAGCUACACCUGUUCCUGCAAACCUGGCUUCACUGGUGACAGCUGUGAGACCGAGGUCAAUGAAUGUUCAGGCAACCCUUGCAAGAAUGGAGGAAUCUGCACUGAUCUAGAAAAGACAUACAGCUGUACCUGUCCUCCUGGCUUUUAUGGAAACAACUGCGAACUGAGUGCCAUGACCUGUGCAGAUGGGCCUUGCUUCAAUGGUGGACGCUGUGCUAAUAAUCCCGAGGGAGGAUAUUUCUGCCAGUGUCCGAUGGGUUAUGCUGGUUUUAAUUGUGAAAAGAAGAUUGACCACUGUACUUCAAACCCAUGUUCAAAUGGUGCCCAGUGUAUAGACCUUGUGGAUUCCUACCUAUGCCAGUGUGCUGAGGGGUUUAAAGGAACGCACUGCAAUGACAACAUUGAUGAGUGUGCGAGCUAUCCUUGUCAGAAUGGUGGCACAUGCCAGGAUGGACUGAAUGACUACAUAUGUACCUGCCCACCUGGAUACACUGGAAAGAACUGUAGUUCACCAGUGAGUAAGUGUGUGCACAACCCCUGUCACAAUGGAGCCACCUGCCAUGAAAGGGAUGGUCGCUACGUAUGCGCCUGCAUACCAGGGUAUGGAGGACACAACUGCCAAUUCUUGCUGCCUGAAAGUCCCAAGGGACAGGCUGUGGUAGAGGAACAUAACAAGAGAUACUCUGAUGAGGAUGAUGGAGGCUUUCCCUGGAUGGCAAUUUCUGCUGGAGUUAUUUUGGUGUUGUUGUUUUUGCUGGGCGGCGCUCUCUUAGUCGUAUAUAUCCGUGUGAAACUGCAGCAGCGGAGCCAACAGGGUGACAGCCACAGCGAGAGCGAGACAAUGAACAACCUGACAAAUAACUGUAACCGGGAAAAGGACCUUUCUGUUAGUGUCGUAGGCACGACACAGGUGAAAAACACUAAUAAGAAAGUGGACUUUCAUGGUGAUACAACCGGAGGUGAAAAAAAUGGCUACAAAUCCCGUUAUUCGCUAGUGGAUUUCAAUAUUGUGCAUGAGCUGAAGCAGGAGGACUUGGGAAAAGAGGACUUGGAAAAGAGUGAAACAAAAUGUGAAGCACUUGAUUCUGAUCUAGAAGAAAAACACAGCAAUCAUUUAAAGAGUGAUUCUUCAGAGGUGAAAUGUACAGAAUCUAUGUGCAAGGAUACAAAGUACCAGUCCGUGUAUGUCAUAUCAGAUGAGAGGGAUGAAUGUAUUAUAGCAACGGAGGUAAGUUGA
Molecule: messenger RNA, 2163 nt
Organism: Chanos chanos (milkfish)
Lineage: Eukaryota; Metazoa; Chordata; Actinopteri; Gonorynchiformes; Chanidae
Gene: dldh
Product: dihydrolipoamide dehydrogenase
Biological process (GO): Notch signaling pathway; multicellular organism development; cell communication
Cellular component (GO): membrane
Molecular function (GO): Notch binding; calcium ion binding
Source: RefSeq, a predicted model, not a curated record